CGGGCGGAGCGUUUGGUUCUGCAUCGUGGGAGAAGCCGCAAGCGCCGGAGGCGACGCAGAGCGCGGCAGCCAGACGCGUGGAGGCAUCCGGCCGGCUGGUGUUUAAGUGUCUUAGCCAGUUACCAUGGUGGGUGAAGACAAUAUCUCUGUAAGGAAUCGCCGAUCUCCUUAUGGCUCUGCGGAGGACAAAGAUGACUUGUCAACCAGGCUUGAAGGAGACUGGUCAUUCUCAAAGUCCAGCAAUGGUCAAGUUGAUGUUGACCGUGCAGUAAAGAGGAAGAUGCAGCUCACAGUGGAAGCUGAGCGGUUGAAGCCAGCUUUCAUGAAGGGGGUCGACAGCCACUUCUCGGAAUUUGUAAACAGCUUGAUUGCAAAGUCUGCGCUGCUGGAGCCUUCGCCAUCGGCCUUCCCAGAGGCUCAUUCAGAGAAAGACGGCUUCAAGACCAAAGAAUCAAGAGCACCUCCAGAACAUGGGAAAGUUUUUAUUGCUAGGAAGUCCGUCUUGGAUGAGCUAUUUGAAGUGGAUCACAUCCGGACCAUCUAUCACAUGUUCAUUGCCCUCCUCAUCUUGUUCAUUCUCAGCACACUUGUGGUAGACUUCAUUGAUGAAGGAAGGCUGGUGUUGGAAUUUGACCUCUUCGUCUACUCCUUUGGGAAAUUUUCCAUCGCCGCUCCCACUUGGCUUUGCAUGUUCCUGUCCACGCUGAUUGUGCCCUAUGGCCUCUUUGUCCAGUGGGCCCAGGGGUACCAUGGCUCCUCCCACAAGACUAUCCGCUCCUUCUUUUUUGGGGCUCUCUUCAUGAUCUUCCAGAUAGUUGGGCUUGGACUUGGACCAACCUAUAUUGCAUUGGCCUAUGAUCUACCACCAGCCUGUCGUUUCAUCGUUAUACUUGAGCAGGUGCGUCAGAUGAUGAAAGCCCAUUCUUUCAUCAGGGAGAAUGUUCCACGAAUAGUCUCCUUUACCUCACACAAGUCAAACACUCUUCAACUUCCUAAAAUGUCCCAGUACUUGUACUUCCUCUUUGCUCCCACCCUUAUUUACAGAGAUGACUAUCCCAGGACUCCCACAACAAGAUGGAGCUAUGUAGCUACCAAGUUUGCACAGAUACUAGGUUCACUCUUCUAUGCUUACUACAUCCUUGUGAGACUCUGUAUUCCUACGUACCGGAACUAUAGUCGGGAGCACUUCAAUAUACGGGGGCUGGUCCUUUGCAUUUUCAACUCCAUUCUUCCAGGCGUUUUGAUUCUACUCCUGAUCUUUUUUUCAUUCCUUCACUGCUGGCAUAAUGCUUUUGCUGAGAUGCUGCGCUUUGCCGACAGAAUGUUCUAUAAGGACUGGUGGAAUUCUACCUCUUACUCAAAUUAUUACCGAACUUGGAAUGUGAUUGUGCAUGACUGGCUCUAUUACUAUGCAUACAGAGACUUCCUUUGGUUCUUUGGGAAAAAAUUCAAAGCCGUCGCCAUGUUAUCCGUCUUCACUCUUUCUGCUGCUGUGCACGAAUAUGUCCUGGCUAUCUGCUUUGGUUACUUCUAUCCAGUCAUGUUCUGCCUCUUCAUGUGUUUUGGAAUGGUUUUCAACUUUAUUCUCCAUGACCGUCGGAAAGGUCCCAUUUGGAAUAUAAUCAUGUGGACUUCCCUCUUCCUCGGCCAGGGUGUCAUUCUUUGCCUCUAUAGCCAGGAGUGGUAUGCGCGUCAGAAUUGCCCUUUGAAAAACCCCACUUUCCUUGAUUAUGUAAAGCCGCGCUCCUGGAGUUGCCACGCUAAGAUCUGAAGUGCUCCGGGAUUUGUCCUUGGGUCAAGCGCAGAAGGCCUUCUUUAAAACAAAAAUAAUAAUAACUUGAACCAGUGAUAUAAAUGACUUGCGCCUUUUUAAAAAGAAAACUGUAGUUUUGACAAAUGUUGGCAUUUUGUCACUCAAGGCAGUGCAGACUGCAGCAGGCUCGACAGGUGGUUCUCAUUCUGUAAGGAGCACCAACCUGAGCCAUUUCCAUGCUGGUCAUGAAACCUGCUGAAAGGUUGGUGUAGCAAAUUCCUGUGAAGAUUUUGGCUGUCGCAAACAGCGCUCUGUGUAUUACUACUUUUCUCUCGUGCUCUCCUGAAAGGGCAGUAUUAUGUGGUCCGGGUUUAGUCUUGCCUGUCUGAGUAUAACAUUCCUUCAGAAUGAUCCUUCAAUAACAGGACAUUUGCACAGUAUUUGUAUGUAUUCGUUUACUUCUUGCUUCAACAUGAUGUACAAUGGAGCCAGGAGUCCAGCUACCUGACCUUCCCCCAAGCACGUGAAAAGGACUCGUGGGAGAGGCUGACGCUUUCUCUCAUUUGCACUGGGCAAUGGAAAAUUUAAGGAAUAGUGGGAGAUACAUUUAGAGUUUCUUAUAUUCCCUGACCCACAGCACAAGUGAGGGCUUGGCUGAAGAGAUACGUGUUCCUAGGUGCCCUACUUGUUCGAGGGCCAUUGUCACCUGCUGUUUGUAUUUAUGGACGCCUAGAGGGAGCAGUAGCCACAGGUUUUACAUCCUUUUCCAAGGAAGUAGCCAUAAUGUAUGCAUACGGUUUUGACUGAUCCAUUCAUAAUGUUUUUGAGCCCACAGCAGACAUUUGUAGAAAUUUUGAAUUGGCCUAGGUUAAAUACAAUCGGUCAACUUCUGACACUGAAUAUUGCUUUGAAGGAUAAUGUUACUGCCUUUAUGAAGAGUGAAUUGUGAAAGCUAUGCCUAACUUUUUUGCUUUGAUGUUUUCAAGCUUUAUUCUUUCUCAUUUUGAAUAAAAACAAUCCUAACUUCAAUGGCUGAAUGUACCUUUUAGGCCUUUCAUCUGUGCAUUUAGGGCUCAUCUACACCAAGCAGGAUAUUCCACUAUGAAAGUGCUGUAUAAAAGGCAGGAGCCACACUACUGUUUUAUAGCAGUAUUGAAGUGCACUGCAGGAUCUACACUACUACUUUAUAGGGGUACUGAAGUGCACUGACAACUGGUGGGGCCCAUGACACAACUAUGCAGGAUAUAACACUAUGAAAGUGGUAUGAAAGCAGUAUAUGGUCUGUGUCAAUGGGCCCCAACAGUUGUCAGUGCACUUCAAUACCGCUAUAAAGCAGUAGUAUGGCUCCUGCAUUUUAUGUAUCGCUUUCAUACCACUUUCAUAGUGGAAUAUCUGCUUGGUGUAGAUGAGCCCUUCGUCUCUUAAAAUAUUGGUAAUAAGUCUUGGCCUUUCCCUACAGUGUUCACUUGUCGUUCGGCAUCUGAUCCAGUAAAACAGGCAGCAUUAUAUUAAGUACUAUGGCAGGCCUGCUACACUGUGAGUAGCUUUCAUUCUCUGUGCCAGGGAUGGCCUGUAGUCUUGUGGGAUACACCACAGAUUCAGACAGUGGCCUGGGAUCUGGAAGCUCGUUUGUGCGUUCAUGGCACCAUUUUCAAUAAUAAAAGUGGGUGCUGCCCGUUGCUGAAGACUGCAGCCCUUCCAUUAAUAGAGCUUGUGUGUUCAGGUUUCCCUGCGAUCCUCUUCUCUCUGGUUUAGGGCCAAACCAAAUGUGACGUUAUUCCCACAACUAGUAAUUGCAUGAUGUUUAUAAAGUAAGCGGUAGUCAGGGAGUCCCUGUUCCAGAUCAGGCCUGUGAUGAUCUUUACACUUUGUCACGCUGUGGUCCCGAUCUGGAUCACUGCUAUUUGCAACGUGAUGUGUUCUACCUUGGUGAUGACUCAAAAGGGCUAUCAGCUAUGUGUGGGCCUGAUCCAGCCCAUGCCCUGCCAUUCGGUCAUCCCUCCACUUUAUCCUAUUAGUAUAUGUUCAGUAUUACAUUUUUAUAAACAGCUAGGGAGUGCUGUCCUGUGUUGCACAUCCAACGUUAGGUGUGGGUAUUCCUCAUUCACAGUUACUGCAGUGAUCUGGAGUAGUGAAUGUGAUUUGUAUUGAAGCCCAUUAGAAGAGACCAUGCCAUUGUGACUUGCAGUAUCACGAUAUUCAUGGUUGGUAGCUGUGGCCUAUAGAACUGAUUGAGUCUGCUGUUGACUGUUCCUUGGCCAUGCAGGCCUCAAUGAAGCCUGGCUGAGUAGCCAGCCUACAGCCUUUAAUAUAGAAUCAUAGAAUAUAUUUCAUGCUUAUACUGCAGGAAAGAAGUGGUGUAUGUUCGUUUUAAUCACUAGAGUUAUAUGAUCCAAGUGCAGAGCAACAAGCUGCGAGUUCGAGAAAGAAGCAGUUUAGGAACAAUGAAAGCAUUCCAAAACAACUUCGUUAUCUUGUGGUUUUAAUUUUUGUGAACCGCCCAGAGAGCUUCGGCUAUUGGGCGGUAUAAAAAUGUAAUAAAUAAAUAAAUAAAUAAAUAAAUAAAUAAAUAAAUAAAUAAAAUCUUAAAGGCCUCUCCCCACCCCCACCCCGCCCGUCCCUCACCAAAUUUCAAACCUCUCUGAUCACUUCUGUAUUUGUUAGAAGAUGCCAAUCUGAAAUAAAGUUUAAUAACGCAAACAUUGUUUAACAAAGAUUCACUGACCAUGAUUCUAAAGGCUGUUCACCUGUAGUUGCAGUUUCUGUGUCAAGGAGGUGAAAUUUAACUAGUAGCACCUAGUCACUGUGAUGGGAAUAAUAGGAUUCUUUUCCUGGAACACUACAAACUGCAUAUGUGCAGCUUUGUAGAACUGAAAAGUCUGCUUUGUGCUUGUGUGUGUUAGUCAUUUAUGGAGGUACAGUAUUUGUGUUUAUAAGAUGGUCUCUGAUCCAUCCAAAGAAUUUUCAUACAUCCUGUCCUUUUCUGCUGCUUGUUUAAACAAAGCCACUUGAACCUCUAACUUUAGAAUAAAAUUUAAUAACUUAUCAAAUAAAUCCCGUUUUCUCUGUGGAAUACUUGUACUAUUUUUAAGGGGAGAAAAAAAGGGAACAUUAACAUACUAAUUUUAAUCAGCACCAUGUCUUGGCUUUGAAUUUCUGAAUGUAAGCUGUUAAGGGGCAGGGCAACUGUAAUAUCUGAAUAAAAAUAUACCUUUUGUACUAGAGAUCUGUAUAGCUCCAUCGGCUGCAAGGCAUUCUGUUAGCUUGAGUAGCGGUUGAUAAGGCUGCUGGAAUUUUCCACAAACCAGGAGGAUAUAACUUCCCUUUUGCUCAGAAAAACUUGCAGAGAUGCCAAUGAAAAGAGGAAAUGAAGCUGCACUUGACAUUGGAACAGCAUCAGGUGUCUUGCAGCUUCUGUAAUAUACUACAAGAUAGAGAAGAUUGUGGAAAAGUUGAUGAUUUUGGGUAAUGUAAUUCUGUAAACUGGUUUUAAAAUGUACUGAACUGUCUGUUGUGACUUGUUCUGUCAUGUGCAAAGGUUUAUAUAAUCUAUACUGUACUACAGAAAUUGAAAUAUAUUUUGCUAUCUAUGAAA
Elgaria multicarinata webbii is the source of this 5348-nucleotide messenger RNA. It is a transcript of the gene SOAT1, whose product is annotated as sterol O-acyltransferase 1. The record is from RefSeq and is a predicted model, not a curated record. Bases 125 to 1771 code for a protein of 548 amino acids. Gene Ontology annotation, molecular function: fatty-acyl-CoA binding; cholesterol O-acyltransferase activity; cholesterol binding. Gene Ontology annotation, cellular component: endoplasmic reticulum membrane. The transcript has 16 exons. Lineage: Eukaryota; Metazoa; Chordata; Lepidosauria; Squamata; Anguidae. Gene Ontology annotation, biological process: cholesterol metabolic process; cholesterol efflux.